Molecule: messenger RNA, 3393 nt
Organism: Gossypium raimondii (Peruvian cotton)
Lineage: Eukaryota; Viridiplantae; Streptophyta; Magnoliopsida; Malvales; Malvaceae
Product: ATP synthase subunit beta, chloroplastic-like
Exons: 2
Coding region: 619-2448 (609 amino acids)
Biological process (GO): proton motive force-driven mitochondrial ATP synthesis; proton transmembrane transport
Cellular component (GO): chloroplast thylakoid membrane
Molecular function (GO): proton-transporting ATP synthase activity, rotational mechanism; ATP binding; ATP hydrolysis activity
Source: RefSeq, a predicted model, not a curated record
UAUAUAUUAGAAUAUAUAUAUAAUAGAAUAGAUAAAUAUAUAAUAGAAUUAAUAUUCUAACAUCUAAUAUAAAUUAUAUAUUAUAAGCUCAAUAAUAAGAAAUAAUAAAUUCACCCUUGACAGUAAUAUAUGUUGUAUAUGUAAAUCCUAGAUGUGAAAACAGGCGUAAUUCGGCCCUGAAAUGAAAAAAAGGGGAAUAUAGAUGGAAAAAGGGGGGAGAGGUUGGACGUAAAGUAAAAAAAAAAUCGAUAUGCUAAAAUAAAAUACGAAAUGAAAUUGAAACAAGGCUAAUGAGAUAGAAAUAAGGAAUCAUAAAUAGAGUUCGGGUUCGAAUUCCAUAGAUAAUAUGGAUGGUGUUGCCUAUAAUGAUGGACAAAUGAAAGACUCUCCCAAAAUUUUUAUUUAUCCACUUCCUAUUUUCAAAAUAGGUUGGUUGAACUUAAAAAUUCCUUCAUUGAAUAAGGAAACAAUCCAAUUGCAUGCACUUGAAUUGAUGGGACCAACGAAAUCGAGCGCUAACCCCCAUUUCUUAUUGAAUUAACCGAUCAACCUCCUGUCGAAGAUUUUUUUUGUAUUAGAUAAUUUUGGAAAAAAAAAAUUGACAUAUUUCACUUUAUUAUGAAAAUAAAUCCUACUACUUCUGUUCCUGGAGUUUCCACGCUUGAAAAAGAAAAUCUGGGGCGUAUUUCUCAAAUCAUCGGUCCAGUACUGGAUGUAGCCUUUCCCCCGGGCAAGAUGCCUAAUAUUUACAACGCCCUAGUAGUUAAGGGUCGAGAUACCGCCGGUCAACAAAUUAAUGUAACUUGUGAGGUACAGCAAUUAUUAGGAAAUAAUCGAGUUAGAGCUGUAGCUAUGAGCGCUACAGAUGGUCUAACGAGAGGAAUGGAAGUGAUUGACACGGGAGCUGCUCUAAGUGUUCCAGUCGGCGGAGCGACCCUAGGACGAAUUUUUAACGUGCUUGGGGAGCCCGUUGAUAAUUUAGGUCCUGUAGAUACUCGCACAACAUCCCCUAUUCAUAAAUCCGCGCCCGCUUUCAUACAAUUAGAUACAAAAUUAUCUAUUUUUGAAACAGGAAUUAAAGUAGUCGAUCUUUUAGCUCCUUAUCGUCGUGGAGGAAAAAUCGGACUAUUUGGGGGGGCUGGGGUAGGUAAAACAGUACUCAUUAUGGAAUUGAUCAACAACAUUGCCAAAGCUCAUGGGGGCGUAUCCGUAUUUGGCGGAGUAGGUGAACGGACUCGUGAAGGAAAUGAUCUUUACAUGGAAAUGAAAGAAUCUGGAGUAAUUAAUGAACAAAAUCUUGCGGAAUCAAAAGUGGCUUUAGUCUACGGUCAGAUGAAUGAACCGCCAGGAGCUCGUAUGAGAGUUGGAUUGACUGCCCUAACUAUGGCGGAAUAUUUCCGAGAUGUUAAUGAACAAGACGUACUUCUAUUUAUAGACAAUAUCUUCCGUUUUGUCCAAGCGGGAUCCGAAGUAUCUGCCUUAUUGGGUAGAAUGCCUUCCGCUGUGGGUUAUCAACCCACCCUUAGUACCGAAAUGGGUACUUUACAAGAAAGAAUUACUUCUACCAAGGAGGGAUCCAUAACUUCUAUUCAAGCAGUUUAUGUACCUGCGGAUGAUUUGACCGACCCUGCCCCUGCCACAACAUUUGCGCAUUUAGAUGCUACUACCGUACUAUCAAGAGGAUUAGCUGCCAAAGGUAUUUAUCCAGCGGUAGAUCCUUUAGACUCAACGUCCACUAUGCUCCAACCUCGAAUCGUUGGUGAGGAACAUUAUGAAACUGCGCAAAGGGUUAAGCAAACCUUACAGCGUUACAAAGAACUUCAGGACAUUAUAGCUAUCCUUGGGUUGGACGAAUUGUCCGAAGAGGAUCGCUUAACCGUAGCAAGAGCGCGAAAAAUUGAGCGUUUCUUAUCACAACCCUUUUUCGUAGCGGAAGUAUUUACCGGUUCCCCGGGGAAAUAUGUUGGUCUAGCAGAAACAAUUAGAGGAUUUAAAUUGAUCCUUUCCGGAGAAUUAGACGGUCUUCCUGAACAGGCCUUUUAUUUGGUAGGUAACAUCGACGAAGCUACUGCGAAGGCUACGAACUUAGAAAUGGAGAAAGUGAAAGAAAUCAUUUUAUCUACUAAUAGCGGACAAAUUGGCGUAUUACCAAAUCACGCGCCUAUUGCCACAGCUGUAGAUAUAGGUAUUUUGAGAAUACGCCUUAACGACCAAUGGUUAACGAUGGCUCUGAUGGGUGGUUUUGCUAGAAUAGGCAACAAUGAAAUCACUAUUUUAGUAAAUGAUGCGGAGAAGGGUAGUGACAUUGAUCCACAAGAAGCUCAGCAAGCUCUUGAAAUAGCGGAAGCUAACUUGAGGAAAGCUGAAGGCAAGAGGCAAACAAUUGAGGCAAAUCUAGCUCUCAGACGGGCUAGGACACGAGUCGAGGCUAUCAACGCGAUUUCGUAACGAGUUGGUUAAUCGAAAAAAUUUCCGUAGAAACAGAACUUUCGUUUCUACAUCCCAUUUUGAUUCUGCCGAUUAAAUAGAAUCAAAUACAAUCAAAUACAAUGAAAAGUGAAAUCAGAUUUUGAUCUAACGAAAAAUUUGAAAAUUGAAAACGGAAAUAGAAUAGGAUGAAAAAGAUAGAAAAUCAAUAAAAGAAGGUGGGUAGAAAAACUUAUUAGACACCGGGAUCGAUGGUAUCUAAUAAGUUCUACCUACUAUUGGAUUUGAACCAAUGACUCCCGCCGUAUGAAAGCAAUACUCUAACCGCUGAGUUAAGUAGGUCAUUUAUUAUCAUAAGGAAUCAUAAAGAGAAAGAAAAGGGACCUAUUACAUCGAUGGAUUAUAAAUCCAAUAUUACUUCUAAGCAAUACCAAUCAAACAGACCAAAAGGGUAUGAUUAUGAUGUUGGAUCAUGUAAUAUUCAUCUUGACAAGAAAUUAUCUACAUAAUAUGAUAAAAUAUGUAUCACAAACACAAGGGCUAUAGCUCAGUUGGUAGAGCACCUCGUUUACACGUGCGCCAAUGUUUUCAGGGAAGUCUAUCAUGCAAUCAAAAGAAUUGAUCUUUUGAGAAAUCGAUGUCUUACUCCAUUACUUUGAAGGAACAAAACAAGAGAACAAUAGCCUGAUUAAUGGUUCGGUCCGAUUCGGGUGCCGUUUAGGCAAGAUCCGAAUCGAACCCAUCAUUGAUUUGAGAUAUUGAUAGGGUGAAUACCCGGUCUAUUCAAUGCUAGGCAUAAUGAGUAUAAGGACCUCAAAAAUGCUCUUUUCGUCCUAUGAAUCUUAAGGUGUAUGAAGUUUCAUGUUUGAUUUUUAAUCAGGAUGGUAGAGACUCCAUUUAACUUAGAUUGAUCUAGGCCAGAAGCAGACCUACGUCAAGAUAACCCUUCCCCUCUUUGAAACACUU